Diutina rugosa is the source of this 735-nucleotide messenger RNA. RefSeq names its product GTPase-activating protein (gene RGS2). NCBI's taxonomy places the organism in Eukaryota, Fungi, Ascomycota, Pichiomycetes, Serinales, Debaryomycetaceae. The transcript has a single exon. The record is from RefSeq and is a predicted model, not a curated record. The coding region runs from base 1 to 735 and encodes 244 amino acids.
AUGACGCUUUCCUUCAAACGCAACCCUGCCCCCUCCGGAUUCCCUCUCGACCCGCUGCGACAGCAGUUUGGCGGCCAGAAGAAGAAGAGCGGCCUGGGAACCGUCCACGUUAUCCCCACCCUCGAUGAGCUCCUUGAGGACGACCUGCUGAGCGGGUUCUACUCCAAGUCCGAGUUCACCCAGUACUUGCAGCUGAUCCACUGCGUGGAGAACUUGACGUUUGUCAUCGCCAUCAACCUGUAUAUCGCCAACCCCCUGCUCUCGAAGUGGAAAGUGUUAUACCAAGAGUUUUUCACCGAGUUCCUGGACAGCGAGAUCAACUUGCCCCUGCACUGCAAGAACAUGGUGCUGGCGAUGCUGACGCCCCGCGUCGAGGUGUUGCUCCAGCUUAAACGCGUGAUCUACGACGAUAUCCUCUUGGACUUGUAUAACGAGUUCAUCAAAGAGCAGAAGCUUAAGCUUCAGCGACAAAACCCCAACGCGCUGUUUAAGCGGCGCGAGGGUCUCACCACAGCGCUGGCGCUGAUGGUGCUGCUGCGCCUGCCCCCGACAUUGUCGUCGGACUGUCCCCUCGACUGCGAUACCGACCACGAAUGCUUUAGCCCCAAGCUGGCGCCGCUGCUGCGGGGACUGCUGAUCGGGCUGAUCGUCGACUCGUUCAAGAUGGACCUCAAGAAGUUCCGCCGGCGCCGCUUGUCGAGCGACAAGGACUUGCCCGAGGUCGUCGAAUCCUAA